AUGGAGUCUCGCAAGCCGAGCUUCGACCUGGGCAAGGAGUUGACGUGUUCGAUAUGCACUGAGCUCCUCUAUCAGCCGCUCACUCUGCUCGACUGCCUUCACACAUACUGCGGAGCCUGUCUGAAAGAAUGGUUUCGCUUCCAGGCUGAAAAGGUCGGCCGCGCACCUACCCCGCCACCUCCAGAUGCAAUCAUCUUCACAUGCCCGUCAUGUCGAAGCUCGGUACGGGACACACGACACAAUGCUACCGUUGCGACGCUCCUUGACAUGUACACCGCCGCCAACCCGGCCAAGGCGCGGUCAGAGGCAGACAAGCAGGAGAUGGAGGAAAAGUACAAGCCAGGGGACCAGGUUCUACCCAAAGUCAAGACCAGGGAACGGACGGCCGAGGAGAAGCGCGCAGAGGAGGAAGACCGGAGGCUUAUCGACGAGGUUAGGGAGAUGAGUCUACGAGAGGCAGUUGCCGCAGCCGCGCCAGAAACCCAGCAAGCGAGAUCGGACGGCCGUUCGCAACGAUCAAGAGAUGGGAGAGGGGGGAAUGGGCAAAGCAAUACCGAACAUCUGGCUGUGGAGGGCGACUCGCAGGCUCGGAGCAGACGAAGCGAAUCCCGGCAACGUCAAGUCGAGCACCAGUCGUCACUAAGGUCUUUAAUCGGGUCCGAGAUGAGUGAGCGGGAUAUUGAGAGGGAAAUCGAAGAGUUUGCGCGGCAAAUCCAAGAAGAGGGUCUUUUAGAUGGCCUUGACCUUGACAACAUCGACUUGAGUCGAGAUGACGAGCUCAGUCAGCGCAUCACGGAAGCGUAUAGAAGGCGCCAACGAGGCCGCUCCAGGCAAGAGUCAGAAAGAAGAGCCGAGACUCGUGCAAAUGAUAAUGCUACAUCUACGUCAAGGGAUUCCAGGCUCCGGCCAGAUAAUGCCCGACCCCAAAGCCGACAUCGAGCGCAUUCACGAUCGACAAGCGAAGUUGGAGACAGGAAUAGGCCGCCAGUUUCACCAUCAGCAAACCUCGGAGUUCGGGAGCCGGAAAGGAGAGCAAGAAGACGAACAACCAGCGGCGGUCAUCACCCAACGCUGCCGGUAGGCUCGUCUCUGUCUGCUAUGGAUACGAGGCCCGCUGCCCACUCUCAAAAUGAUUUAGUCUUGAGGAGGGAUCCGAAUGAAUUUGAUCCUACGGCGUCAGUACCUGCUCUCAGAAUCGGAAGAAGCUCUAGCUCGACUACUGUCCCUGCUGCUGCUGCUGCUGCUGCUGCUCAACCGGCCGAUAGACCAGCAAUUGGCAAUGGGAAAAUCGCAUCCUUUGCAAGCCGCGCGCAGAGCUAUCCAUCAGCUUCCUCAACUCCAAAUUCUAUCAACUCCGAAUUGAUGGAAAUAACAGCGGCGCGAAAUUCAAAAUCGAGCCGACUAACUGAAGUGGUGGUUAGUCCUCCUGAUUCUCUGCUUUAUGAAGAGCCUUCGAUUAGUUGUUCAAGAUGCAAAAGGCCUGACAUUCAAUACGACGUGCAUUACAAUUGCAAGGCGUGCACUGACGGCCACUGGAACAUGUGUAUUGACUGCUAUCGAUCAGGCAAAGGCUGCCUUUACUGGUUUGGAUUUGGCUAUGGAGCAUGGAAGAAGUGGGAGAAGCGCAAACAAGCUGACGAAUCGAUACCCAUGCCUCACAUGCUGAACGCUGGUCGCUAUAAGCAGCCAGCGUCAACAACUGUUAGUGGGGACGGUAAGAAAAAAUUGACGACUGACGAUCCAAGGUCGAGACUGGAGACUGGCACAUUUUGCUCAGGGUGCUUUGCGUGGACCAAUGAUUGCUUCUGGCGCUGCGAUUUCUGCAAUGAGGGCGACUGGGGGUUCUGCAACAACUGUGUGAAUCAAGGCAAGUCGUGUAGCCAUAGGCUUCUGCCAUUGGCUCAUGAAGGAACGUUCAAGUCUACAUACGAGCCUCGCAGUCCCAAGUCGGGCGGUCGACCCUCUACAGCGACGGUCAUAACAGGGUGCGACAUUUGCAAGGAUAUCAUCCCGCCAUCUUCAACGAGAUAUCACUGUUUCAGUUGCUCAAGCUCGGCUGUGCAAGACGCCACUCCUGGCGACUACGACAUUUGUAAUUCCUGCUACAGCAACUUGGAAUCCAAGGGAGAUAUUAGCGAAGAGAACAGCUCAUCAGGGUGGAGAAGGUGCCCCAGUGGCCACAGAAUGGUCGUUGUUGGAUUCAUCGAAGGUAAACUUGGGCAGUGGCGAUAUGUGGAAAGGGACCUCGUCGGUGGGAGAGCCCUCCGCACCGAACCUCUCGAGAAUAUUGCGCAUCCGGAUUUUCAAAAGUGGUCAUGGAAUGAUGGAAAGGAAAAGGUAGAGCGCCUUGUCACCACAGAUGUGUCGGCGACAGCCCCAGAAAGCUUUGGUGAGAUAUCAUAUGCGCGCACGUUUCCACCAGAUGGCGGCUCCGGCCAGGUAGCCCAUGCAAUGUGGUCGUGGUAUCCCAAGUCUGGUGCUGAGGAUGAGCUCAUGUUUCCCCGAGGGGCCGAGAUACAGGAGAUGCGGGAUAUCAAUGGCGACUGGUUCUUUGGGACGUACAUGGGUGCCAAGGGUCUAUUCCCAGCACCAUAUGUUAAGAUGCCACAGCAGUCAUAA
This is a messenger RNA of Trichoderma breve, 2619 nucleotides long. Its product is annotated as zinc finger, c3HC4 type (RING finger) domain-containing protein. The record is from RefSeq and is a predicted model, not a curated record. The transcript is spliced from 5 exons. Gene Ontology annotation, cellular component: nucleus. Gene Ontology annotation, molecular function: protein binding; metal ion binding; ubiquitin-protein transferase activity. The coding region runs from base 1 to 2619 and encodes 872 amino acids. NCBI's taxonomy places the organism in Eukaryota, Fungi, Ascomycota, Sordariomycetes, Hypocreales, Hypocreaceae. Gene Ontology annotation, biological process: mitotic cell cycle checkpoint signaling; ubiquitin-dependent protein catabolic process; protein ubiquitination.